Molecule: messenger RNA, 5465 nt
Organism: Ostrea edulis (European flat oyster)
Lineage: Eukaryota; Metazoa; Mollusca; Bivalvia; Ostreida; Ostreidae
Product: protein WWC2-like
Exons: 26
Coding region: 83-3802 (1239 amino acids)
Biological process (GO): negative regulation of organ growth; regulation of DNA-templated transcription; regulation of hippo signaling
Cellular component (GO): cytoplasm
Molecular function (GO): kinase binding; molecular adaptor activity
Source: RefSeq, a predicted model, not a curated record
UGCUGGAAAAAGAAAAUGGUGGUUCGCUUAGGAUUUAGACGUGCAGGUCCAUGGAUUGUGCAAAGCAAAACAUUGAGUUGAUAUGCCAAAGAGAGGAAAGGGGGAACUACCCCUUCCCGAAGGCUGGGAGGAAUGUUUAGAUUAUGAUGGGAAAAAGUUUUUUAUAGACCACAACACCCGUCAAACAACUUGGAUCGAUCCGCGGGACAGAUACUGGAAUUUGGAAAAUUUUGGAUACACCAAACCCCAGUCAUUUGCAGACUGUGUAGGGGAUGAGCUCCCCUACGGUUGGGAGGAAUGUGUGGACCAACAAAUAGGAGUAUACUUCAUCAACCACAACCAACAAACGAAUCAGCUUGAAGACCCAAGACAGCAAUGGCGAGAGCAGCAGGAAAUGAUGCUGAAGGAAUACCUGGUCACUGCUCAGGAGGACCUUCAGGCAAAGAGAGAGAUUUUCUCAGUCAAAGAGCAGAGACUUCAGCUGGCUACAGAUGAAUUUGAACAUUUAAAUGACACGCUUGGUGGAUGGAAGUCAUCAAGGACUAGUUUGAAUUCCAACUCCAGUGUUGGCAGUGCUAAGUAUGACCCUGACUUACUGAAGUCCGAUGUUAACCUGGCCAAAAACAGGGUGUCUCGCCUUAAACGGGAAUUAGAGCAGAUUCGUGCCGAGAUGGUGUACAAGGAGCAGGGAGUGGAAACUCUAGCACAAGUAGACAAGAAGUUGUCAGGGGAGGGAGGUUUCUACAGUGUGGACCAAGCUCACACCAUUGUGUCAGAGAUUAGACAGCUUCAGAAUUCACUGUCCAAUGGUGAACAAGAAAAACAGAGCCUAAUGCAGUCUAUAUCACGCUUGAAGGAGGAAUUCUUGAUGAGUAAACAUGGUGGAUCGUCUCCUGACGUAUCAACAUUGUCCAUACCACUCAAAUCCAGCACUGCCUCUCAAACAGACCUCCGAGGAGAGCUUGGACCUGGUAGUAAUAAGUACAUCACUGAAAUCACCCGAGUCCGACUUCAGUAUGAUGAGUCCAAGAGAAAGCUCACCAAUCUGAAGCACAAACUGGCCCAUAUCGAAGAUCAGAUGAUACCUGGUCAGAAUGAAUCGGACAAGGACAGGCUGAUGCUGUUGCAAGAAAAAGAGCAACUUCUUCGAGAGUUAAAGGGAAUUAAUCCCAAAGGUCGCAGUCAAGUGGAAAUGAAGGGCAUUCAGACCAGAAUAAGUCAGCUAGAGUAUGACUUGAAUGUUGCAGUGGAGAUAUCCAACAAACAGAUUGCAGAUAGACUCCAACUCCAUGAAGAGAAGUCCUCCAUUAUGCAAGAAUUAGCAGAGACCACAAGACACACUUCACUGCUAGAAUCACAGUUACGCAGUUUGUCACUUAGUACGCUCUCCGUUUCAUCAGGAUCAAGCCUUGGAUCAUUAGGUUCCUUGUCAUCUUGUAGUCGCGGGUCACUAAACUCGCUCAACAUGCUGGACAUUUAUGGCCAGCAGCAUUCUCCUGACACAAAUUUACAAGACCUGCAUCGCAGGGUUGAGAAACUGUUACAAGGACACAGUAUAUCACCCAUUCAUGAGCUGCCACUGUCAACUGAAGUGACAGAGGCAGCUACUAACAGUUAUCUCCAAAGUGUCAUGGCCAGUAACAAUGACAUUUCAUCCUCAUCAUCUAUUGCUUCCUCACCCCCAGUGUCCCCAUAUGAUGUUGGACCACCUCCCUCAUACAAACAACACAUGACAAAUGUUACUGGCUUGCCACGGAAAGUGAACACCUACAACAUACCCCAACAACCACCAUUAUCAUACAGUGCCGGUGUCAAUCUCAUAGCAGAUCAAUCAAACAUAGACCCCAUGAAUGGACUGCCUUCUGGGCCUCGAUUAGAGGCUGGCAAGGGAUCAUUUGUGCAUCCUAAUCCCCCUACAGGACAAUCAGUGAAUGACAGUGUUAUCAGUGCCAAAAGGUCACAGCUUGCAGACAUCAUGGAUGUGUCCAACCCUCCACUCAGUCCAAUCAGUGAAAGUAGUUCCGGUGUAUGCAAUAAUUUGUCGGGUGGCAAUACCAGAAGUGUGUCAGCAGCUGUCAGUGAUGAGUCAGUAGCUGGUGACAGUGGUGUGUUCGAAGCUUCCAUGAAUGUCACCAACAAAAGAGAUGCCAUCGAUGACAUGUUUGAAAUGAACCUGGAGAGUGCCCAGAUUCAAAUAAAACUCAAAUAUAAGAGUAUUGACAGCCAGCUAAUCAUUGGUAUAGAGCAGGCCAGGAAUCUCUCAGCACUCGCCUUCCCACAGAAUAGCAACGUAUGCAUAAAGGCAGCAUUAAUCUCCAAUAUAAAAUAUGCAUCUUGGACAACCAAGGCCUCUACAGAAUUAAAACACCCUAAAUUUGGUGAAGAGUUUAGGAUAACAAUAGCAGAGCAACAGCUCAUUAACAAGACUCUGCAAGUCCAGAUCUGGAGCAUACACAAUCAGCUGGGGUCAGAAUGUCUGGGCUGUGCACAGGUUAGCUUAGCAGACUUUGACCCCAAGUCUGUGUCCCAGAAAUGGUAUAAUGUAUUAAGCUUUAGAUUUAUGCAAUCAGACACGUCUGACACAUCUGAUGCCACUCAACAGUUUGACAACACCAAAGAUAAAACACCCAUCGCUUCUCCAGAAACACAAAAGGAGGAUGUAACCAAAUUAUUGGAGGCCUCGUCUGCCAGGCUACAGAAAUCAGAAGACAGACAGACUCCCACAGAGGGACUCCGGGACAGCUGCCACAUAAGACAUCCAUUGGUUAUGUCAUUGAAGGAGGAAAGUAGUGAUGAAUCCACAGUCAUAUCAUCUCAGACCUCCACCCUCACACGCAACCAUGGUCCUGAUGACAUUGAGAAGUUGUACCACAGUAAUGCCAUGACAGGAGAAGAGGAGGAGGAGGAGGAUGUGGAGAAUGAAGCAGACUAUGAUGAGCGAAUAAAUGAAGCUAUGGAGGAGCUCCAUAAUGCUGUUCACAUCGAGGACGACAGUGGCAGUUCCACGGAUCAGGAGGACUCAAUUGCCACUGGUACCUGUGACAAGGAGACAAACACUGUUUCGAUGUACUCUGAUCGUCCCACCAUCAAGAGGAGGCCCCAGGAAGGAGCCAGGAAUAGCACCAUCAGGAGGUCACAGACAUUCUCUCCAGCAUGUAGACCAGGCAGUCAGUAUGUUUGUAGGUUAAACAGAAGUGACAGUGAUAGUGCCAUGUCACACUUCAGGAAAGGCCCAUUUCAGAGGAAUUCAUUAGAUCGCAGAAGCAUGCGAUGGAAAAGGUCAACUUUUCAUGGUAUUCGUGGAGAAAAACUUCCACUGAGAACCUCAAUAGAUUUGGAACUAGAUCUACAGGCCUCCAAAACUAAACACACACAACUUCACGAUGAGAUUAGGAGAUUGAGAGAACUUCGCACACUUUUGGAGAAUGCUAAAGCCAAAGGAGAGAUUGAACUUCCUUUCUGGUUAGCUGACAACGAACAGUUCCAGAAACUUUUGACAGAAGCAGAUCGAAUGAUACUGAGAGAUCUUCAGGCUGUUAGAACAGCCAGUAAAGACGGCAAGCAGCUAUCAAAACAGGACAGGCGAGCUGAACAGAUGAUGAAAAAGGUGACGAGAGAUGUUCAGAGACUGAAGAGAACUAGCCCCAACUCCAACACUCAGUCCUUCAGAGAAAAAAUGGCCUUCUUCACCAAUGUCUCCAUGACAGUUCCUGUUAUUCCAAAAGAAAUGACUGUAACUCCAAGUGAAGAAAAUCGCCUCGAAGAAUUUCUGAAUGAUGAUAGAAUUGGACAAGAAGUAUGAAAUGUGUACACAAAAAUUAUUCCAACACAAUGUUUGUAGAGGAGAUUGCUUUGAUUGUAUAUGCUGAACAAGCUGUAAUCAAACCAUUCCAUAAGUUCCUGAAGGAGACAAAGAUUCCAUAGAGUGAGCAAGUGAAUGCUAUUUUGGUGCCUAGCCACAGGAUCUGCCAUAAUGGGCAUUAGGGAUUGACAGCUGUCAGCAAAGAGAGAAAGGUGACAAGUCUUAGUGUGAUGUACACAUGUAUGAUUGAUAUGCAGGGGGAGAGGUCAUUGUGUGAUGUUGACGAGUCCUUGGGCCUGACAUGGUCGUGACAUACACAAAUAGGGUAAAGGUUUAAAAUAGUCCAUGCAGUUCCAUUUUGGGAGUGUAUAAUUCAUUAGUUAUUUUUCAUCCAAGCCUUUGAGAUCAUAUUAUAUUGUGCAAUUACUAUCUAUGCAAGAUGGCAGAGGUUAAAAACCAUCAUUAUUUCGCACAUCAAUGGACUCAAUCUCACUGAUCCCCCCUCCAGAAGUGUGUUUAUUGAAUUGUUGUUCUGUGAACAAAUUGUUGCAAUAUUGGUAUUUUUACCAUAACAGAUAUUAAUCAAAGGUGUGUGAUAUUUAUUUGUAGAAAAAUGAGGGUACACUUCAUAUUUUUAUAUGUACAUCUUCUAUUACUUAACUGGUAAUCAAAAUAUAUAUUGACUUGCUUCUUGGUAUCAUGUACACUGUUUUGAUAGAAAUGUUUUAGAUUCGUUAAGUCUGUGAAACCAAAGAAUGUUACAUUUUAUAGACCCUUUCACUGAUUUUAGCUUAUACACUUUCCCAAGAUUUGUUUUAGAGAUUGGAAUUAUAAAGUAAAGAAAAAGUAAAUUCAUCUUGGCAGUAAGUUUGAGUAUAUUUUUUUAAAGUGUAUUUUCUGUGCUAAAGCUCUCGUCUAGUUUUCUGUGCUAAAGCUCUGUCUAGUUUUGUAAAUACAUUGGAUACCUAUACAUAUGAAAGUAAAUUGUGAUUUGUUUUAGAUGUUUAAUAUAUAUAUACCCAUAUAUCUAUAUACAUGUAUUAUCUAUAUAUUUACACUGUAAUCUAGUAUGUUGAAACGAUCCUAUUUAUUUCAUUUUAGCUCUUGUUAUAUGUGGUUUAUUUUAUACAUUCAUAUCAUUAUACAUUUGUUAUGACUGAAAGUCUGACUAUCGGUUCUAAGAGUUCACUGGCAUCACCAUCCGAUGCUUCAUCACAAACAUUCAGCAAGUCACAGCAGAUUACUUCCUCUACUAUCAAUUCAACUUUUCGUCAAAGAAUCUCAGUCGAACAAUGAAUUUUUGUAGAAUUGUCAAAAUUCAAACAAUCUUAAGAUCUAUAGUGUAUGUGUCUUGUUAUUCAGAACUUUGAUGUUUUUUGUCAAUUAUUAUUGAAACAAGCCUGUUUAUUUCCUUUUGUCAGUUCUGUAACACCCCACAGGAAGGGUAUAUUCCUGUCCGCCUUGGUUUGGGUUGUCAGGCUUUACAAGUUGUACCCUGGGUUGAAUGCACAGUAUUUUGUUUAGGCUGUUUGUGGACAACACCAGUCUGAUUUACUCAGUUUUAGGUUGCCAUGGUAACACUCUGUACUAGAUACUCAGGAUGAUCAUUAUUUGUAUGUAACAAUUAUAUUUUGCAUAAAUAAAGCAAAAUAUUUCAAUGAAA